GGGGGUGGGGAAGAGCUGGGCUGGACCAUCAAAUCCCUUGCGUGGGGGUCCUGGACCGGACCAUCACCAGCGGCGCGGAGGCCAUUGGGGCUGCGCGGCAGGGUUGCAGCUGUUGGUUUCUUUCCGCUCGUGGGUUCUCCUCCCCUUUUCUCCUGCGCGCCCAGGGCCCAUGAGUGCGUCACAGAGAUCCCCUCUGCCCAGCAAUGGGAGGGGCCGACCCUCAUCCGAAGAGGAGAGGAGGAGGAGUGGGGAAGAAAAAUCUGAGGACCAAGAUUUACAAGGACUGAAAGAUAAGUCGCCCAAAGCCAAAAAAUUCAAGAAGGAGCGGAAAGAGGAAAAGCAACAUGAGCUUGCGCAGCCUUCUGCAGAACCAGCUGAAGCAGGCAAGGCAGAGAUGUCAGAAGGAGCUGGGACUGCUCCGGCUGCACCUGAAGCUUCCGCAUCUCCAAAACAGCGCCGUUCUGUCAUCCGGGAUCGUGGGCCCAUGUAUGAUGACCCCACCUUGCCUGAAGGCUGGACACGCAAGCUUAAACAGAGAAAGUCUGGUCGCUCAGCGGGGAAGUAUGAUGUCUAUCUUAUCAACCCCCAGGGCAAGGCCUUCCGCUCCAAAGUUGAGCUCAUCGCCUACUUUGAAAAGGUGGGGGACACCUCUCUGGAUCCUAAUGAUUUUGAUUUCACGGUAACUGGACGUGGGAGCCCCUCACGGCGGGAACAGAAGCCUCCCAAGAAAUCCAAAAUCCCUAAAAGUUCUGGCACAGGUCGCGGACGGGGCCGGCCAAAGGGCAGUGGCUCUGCCAAGCUCAGAGGAGCUGCUUCAGAAGGUGUGCAAGUGAAGCGGGUGAUUGAGAAGAGUUCAGGAAAGCUGCUGGUCAAGAUGCCCUUGCAGUCCUCUCCCGCGGGAACCAAGGCAGAAGGCACAGGUGGGGCUACCACCUCUGCACAGGUCAUGGUGAUCAAGCGUCCUGGACGCAAGCGGAAAUCUGAAUCAGCCCCCCAGGCAGUGCCUAAGAAACGGGGGCGUAAGCCAGGCGGCGGAGCAGCAGUGGUAGUUGCCGAAGCCAAAAAGAAAGCAGUCAAGGAGCCGGUCGUUCAGGCAGUCCGGGAGACAGUGCUGCCCAUCAAGAAGCGCAAGACCCGUGAAGCUGUCAGCAUAGAGAUAGCCAAGCCAAUCCCGCCGCCUCCAAGCAACACAGGUGAACGGAGCCCCAAGGGACAGCGAACGGCUGCCAAGAGCCAAGGGCGCCGCAGCAAGGAAAGCAGCCCUAAAGGGCGAGGUGGCCAUGCGGUGCCAACCUCUGCCCCUUCCUCCUCCCCUGGCAAGAAGGAUCAGCACCAUCUUCCCCAUCAGCCACCUUCAGAGGCCCAGGGCAGCUUCCCUGCUCAGUCCCCUGACAGCCCCAAGGACAGCAGGAGCCUUCCCGCUGAGCCGCAGGACUUGAGCAGCAAGAGCUGCAAAGAGGAGAAGGCUCCGGAAAGUGAUGGCUGCCCCAAGGAUCCACCGAAGACUCCGUCUGGUGGCACAGCGGUGCCCUACAAACAUGAGCGCAAAGACACUGUCUCGUCCUCUCCGGCUUUGCCCCGGCCUACAAACAGGGAUGAGGCUGUGGACACCAGGACGCCUGUGUCGGAGCGGGUCAGCUGACUUUGAGGGGGGUGAGUGAGCAAGUGAGCGCCAGAGGAAACAAAGAGAGAGACAGGCACUCCCAGCCCCACACACCCAGAUGAGACUCCAGGCAGCUGCUGGGUAGGAUUCCCCUUUUUCCCCACAGUACCCUGGCUUUCAACCAAUCGGCUUCCCCAAAACUAUCUGUUCCCUCCUUCCCCCAUUUUUAAUACAGACAAGCACAGUGUGGGGUGCAGAGACAUGCCUCCCGGGGCUGGAAGCCACUUUGCACUUUUUCUACAGAAUGGGGACACCCUCCCCCCCCCAUUGGCCCCUUCUGCCAUGCUUUGCUGCAAAUACUACUGACAAGGCGAGCUGUUUGGCAGGGGAGGGGCAGCUCCAAGCUCUGGCCUGUCGCCCUGAUCCUGCUUGCCCUCCAUAUGACAAAGGCCUGGUGGACAGAUGGGGGGAGGGCAUGUGUGUAUUCCACUCCACCUCCCUUGUGCCAUGUAAUGUACUUGUCCAGUCUUAGUUGGAGUUCUGUAGUUUUCAGUAGGAUGUGUGUGUAUAGAGAGAGAGAGAGGGAGAGAGAUGGGACUUUGGCGCACUGGGGAACCAAUAUCUGCCAUUUGCCAGUUAGACCAGCAGUUAAGAAGGUUCUUCUUUUCCCCCCAAGGACAGUUCUGCUGCUAAGAGACCAUUGGGAUACAGGGGGCAGCUUUCUAAGAACGUCCUCCUUUCCUAUGUCUAUCCCAAAAGGAGGGGCCUUUUGAUUUCGGUAAAGCAAUCUGAGUGUGCUGAAGCGUGUGUGUGUGCGUGUGUGUGCUUGUCACAUGCUGAGAGUUACAAUGAGAAGUUCUUCCAGUUCUUGUCAAUGAUGUUUUUAGGGAACUGUUUGCACUAAUGGAGGCCUUUGCUCACCUUCUGUGAGGCAAUGGCAUGAAAGAGUGUGCCGGUGUAUUUUGGCAGAAUACUGGCUCACCUCCCCACUUUUAGUUCUGGGGCAGGAAGGUAGCUGAAUGUGUAUAAAACUACCUGUAAUUCUGUGCUGGGUUGAUACGAGGCAGUGGCUGAACUGAGAUGCCUCGUAUUUAUAAUUUCUGAGGUUGGCAACUAAGCUCUUCCAUGGUAGUUGAGCACACUUCUUCUCACUCCCCAGGAAAGCAGAGCUCUGCAGAGGUGUGGCGUACGUUGAGGAGGGGACUUGGUCUCAAACUGAUGUCUCCUUGGGUUUUUUCUCUCUGUCUACAGUCGACAAAGGGGGAGGGAUCAUUGGCUAAUCCAGUGUGCUUAUUUUUUUUUAACUGCAUGUGCACCACAGACAGGAGCUGGCUGUUCCAUCCUAAGCAGAGGCAGUAGCAAAGUACCCCAAGAACAAGAUGCGAAGUAAGGGUCAAAGCCUGGGUAGGAACUAAAAAGAGUUAUCUUUAAAAACUUCCACGCUUUGAUGGUAUAAAAGAUUCAAAACAAGCCCCAUCUUGUUGUGUGGGUCUUUGAGGGCCAAAAUCAGCAUGACUCUGGAACUCAGUUAUCAGAUUUUUAUUCUGUUUAGUUUUUUAAAAAACCUUAAAGCCACAGGAGGCUCUGCUUUUGAUAAGAGCAGCAGUGCUCAGGAGUUGGGGGGGGGCAUUUAACUCUUCCCCCUCGCCCUGCAUAUGCCACUUUACAAGUCUAAUUCUCACCCCACCCAAACUACUGUUUGCCCCACUGGGGGGGGAAUGACAGGCUCCUGUAUGGUAUUUGUCCACCCCCCCACCCCCCAGUGUAGUAACUUACAAGGAAAGGCAGAAUGUAGAUCAGGAAAAUGGCGGUGGAGCAAGGGUUAAAUGCCCCCUCCCUCAGCAUCUCUAUUCUGAUCAAAAUUGGAGCCCCCUGUAGCUUCUUGGAAGUAAAAAUAAAUUGUUGAAAUAUCUGGUGCUGGAUCCACAUCUGCUUCCGCCCUCAGAAAGAGAUACUUCAGUGUAGAAACGACCUAUUCUCCCUGCCUCCCUCUUGCCUGUCCAGUGGAGUAAUCUUCUUUCCAUCUGUAGCAACUGCCAAAGGACAAAUUUUCCUUGCAGUUAUUGAGUAUAGACAAAGAACAACGCACUGAUUGUAAGGACCCCAGUUUCAUAGCGGGAGGACUGAUUAGUAUCAGGACUGAAUUGUUGCAACAACUUACAGGACUUCUGAUUUUUGUUGGGCUUCCUGCACUGCACUGCAGUCAAAGCCAAUUUUUGAUUUUUCUGUUUUUCACAUGUAAUAACUUACUUAGUGAUUUGCAGUAAGGUUGGAGCUGGCUUCUAAUUUUUGUUAAUCGGGGAUAAAGCCAGAGUGUCCCCUUUCUGCACUAGUGUUUGGGCUGUUGCUAAUCAUGGACUAUGGAAUAUACCCUCCCCACCCCCUUAAGGGUAACCAAAUGGAAGCCCAGCUCAUUGUUCAUUUGUAUGGAAGUAGCUGUCCUGAGAAUAGUGCUGUGGAAACAUGGCAGAAAAUAUAAAGGGGGGGGGAGGCGACAGCGGUGUUAUGAUGUUGUGAAAACUUAAAAAAAAAACCUCAAAGGGCUUUUCUUUGACAUUUUAAAAAAGGCACAAAUGUAACGGGGAAGGUUAACAAGUAUUCACCAGGCUAUGGGAAACCUGGGGUGGACAAAAUAUACUUCUUCUUUGGUUUUACCUGAGGUCUUGCACCUGCCUCUGACAGGUCCAGGAUGAAUUGCUGUCUCUUUUUCUUUCCAGGCCCCAACUUCCUAGUCUGCAUGGGCGACCUACCCUCAUGUGGAGUUAUAAGGGGUUUUUAGUGAACAGGGAAUAGAACUUUGCACUUCAUUCCACUCUGGAACUGUCACUUGUGUGACUUUUUCCUACACCCAACAGAUACGGACAUUUGUGAAAAUUUGCACAUGUCUGUUUAGCUGUGAUUAAACAUGUGUGGAAUCUGCAGUGCACUGCCACUGGAAAGUGUAAUCACAGCUAAAUAAGAUGCUUGGAGAGUUUUCACAUUAUGAGGGUUUCCACGAAAGUGUCAUGGGUGAAGCAGCUAGGCACUGUCAUCCUGAAAAGACAGAGCCAUCUUGGAGCUAAAGAAUGGGCAGAAUAAAAAUAGUAGUGGAAGCAAUCCUUCUGUCUCAGAAUUGGCCUUGUUUGAAACUGCAGUCAGCCUGGCUGACGAUUGAGGGCCAAACUAGAUGUGAUGCCAGCAAACCUAUUUGUGCUAAAAUAACUGUAAACAGGGUAGUGAGAGAGAUGACACGCAGGUAUAUGUAUGUGCUAAUACUUCCCCUCUGCCUGCUGCUUCCUUCUUAGCAGCCCUGUCUCUUUCUCUCACAGAUCCUUCUUUCCUCAGCUGAGCUCCGUUUGCAGAGGUCAGAUCAGAUGGGAAGGAAGAGCCCAUGUGGAGGCAGUUAGAGAUAGGUAGGCAGACUUGGGGUGGGUUCAGUUUCCUUCACCCACAUGCAUACUUGUUUUGCUCUGAAAAUUGGACCCAUACCUUUUGUUUUAUACACAAUUGGGAGCACGCUUGUUUAAAUAAGGGGGUCUGUCACUGCCAUGUUAGUUUAGCCCUCAGUAUGCCCUUGAUCUAAGCUUCCUUCAAGUGCAGGACAUGUUGUAUUCCAUUAAAUUUCUGGGAGUCAUAAUAGUCUAUCUUAUGCUACAAAAUGGAGAUCGAACUUUGUAGGAAACACACCUAGCAUUCAGACAUUUUGGGCUGUUUGCCUUGCCUCUAUUCCCAUGGGCAAAUCUCCUGUAAACAGCCACUGGGAGUCAGUGUUGGCAACAUUUGGCUUUGAAGGGGGUCUCCUCCUCAAGCUUUUCAAGCUAUUUGGCAGAGACCCUUUAGAAAACAUGACUGUCACCGGUAGAUGUGACUACACUCUCAGUGUUCCAUAGUUCUCUCAGCUUUGAAAAGAGGUACAGGUGCCAGGAGUUGGCAGCCAUUUGCCAUGUCCCCCAGUUGCUUCUUAAUGCCCAAAAGUUGAAUUGAUUUGUUGAAGUAGGCAAUUGCCCUCAUGGGUGAAAGAUCUCCCUAUCAAUUUUUUUUCCCAUGGAGAGAAUGAUGCACUUUAAAGUCAACAGAGAAAUAUUCUAUCUUCUGUUCCUUCUAGUUUGGCAGAGAACAGAACCACAAGCCCAUUGUGGACCACAUGGUUCUGGCAGUGUCUCAUAGGCAGCCUGAGAGAAUAAGGGCUUGUGAGCAAUAUGUAGCCAGAUGGGGGAGCUUAAAUAAAAGCUACAAAUAGAGAUCCAUAUAUGUUAAACAGAAAGGCUCCAAUUGAGGUUAGAUGUUUUUUGAUCCAAAAUGCAUCCAGGAACAAGUGUACUAUCUGGAACAUGUAAGGAGAAAUCCAAAAUAGAACACCAGUGCUCAGUUCCACACUAGAACUCAUCCCCAUGUCAAACCAUUUAUUCUGCUAUCACUAUCUGGGUUUAAAGAGCUUGCAAAACCGUGUGGUAACCUGUUCCCAUGGUGUGAUGUAGGGGUGGAAAUGGAAGAGGAAUACAUUUUUGCAACCUAAGGCCAAACUAGAAGUAGGGGGCAGACCUAGCUUUUUUCCAGACAGCUACAAAGUGGCCACAGGAUGACAUUUUUUGCACUGGAGAAGCAACAAGCAGGAAGAGGGCUUUAAUUUCCCCUCUCCUUUUUUUUUCUCUCUUUCCCUUCCCCCCACACCUUUGCUGCAUUGACAUCCUUAGCUGUUUCCACACUUGGGUCUUUCACCAAAAAUUGAGUCCAGCCCAAAGAAAAAAGACUGAUGAAGUGCAAUGAAAGGUCAAUAGCAGGGUGUGUGAAAUAAGUCCUGGCCUCUCCCCACCACCCCCACUAACCAAACAAUGUUAUAGACAGCCAGCGGCUUCUCCAGAGAAUAACACUAGCUGUAGUUUGGCAGUCUCAGGCCUCUUAUUUACAGGGAUACAGAGUUGUGAACUCCACCUAUGUUCCCAGCUUGCCCACUUCUACCCAGCUCAGCAUCAAAGAUGAAUGUGGAUAGUGCCUGGCAUUUGAGAGACUGCGUAAGAGGUUUCUACCUUGUUAGCAUUGUGAACCACCUGAUGUUUCUGUGUCAAGUGAAAAUAAACUUUUCGUCAGUUUCAAUUAUUAUCCUAUAAUGUGUAGAGUUUAACGUUAGGCCUAACUCUUUUGUUUGGGGAUUUAAUUUCUGUUUGUUUGUGUGUGCGUGUGCGUGUGUGUGUGUGUGUGUGUGCGCGUGUUGUUUUUUUUAAAAGGCACCAAGUAGACACAGAAAAAUUGUCUAAUUUUAUAUAUCUGUAUAUUGCAUUAUAAAUGAGGGGUUGCUUUUUUCCGCUUGUUGCACCAUUACCAAACAAAAGGACAACAGACCGACAAGCAAGGAAUGAUACAGUCUGUUGAGAAUUUAUUAUAUGUUGCUUCUUGACCAUUAUUCCUGGUAUUUGAUAUCGUAGGACAUGGGAAAUAAAAUUAACCCAUCAAACCUGCCUGCCAGUAAUUUUUCUCCAUGACAGAGCUGAACUACCUUUUAACUCUGUGUGUUUUCAACAAUAUGGAAGGGGGUUUCUUUUUUUGUCUCUAGAAAGGAAAACCAACAAGGUGGUUAAGUAUAGCCAACAUUUCAAUUUUUUUUUUUGCACUCAGUCAGCUUGUGGGGCAAGGCAUUCAUUUGGGUAUGGGGUGGUAAAGGGGGGGGACAUAUGGAGGGACUUUGGCCUCCAUAAAAACCAAUAUCCAAUUGGACUUGAGUUUAACAAGCACCAUGAGCAUGAUUGAUCUCUGUCAGUUAAUGACCACUUCAGUAGUAAAACAAUCUGGCAUGAUAGUGUUGCUGUUUGAAAAUGCCUUUUGGUUCUCAACUGAGCCUCCAAGUGCUGUUCCUCUAGAGCAGAUCUCUUUCUCAUUACAGCAAACAAAAUUCUUGUCUGCUUUUUCCCCCUGCAGAGCUUCUCUUUUAUUUCCAGCUCUACCAUGUGUUCUACAGCUGCUUUUUAACUGUGUGCCUUGCAUGCCGGCUGGCAUAAAUUGGCAACACUCCACAAUAGGAUCUCUCUUUCUACCAGCUGAAGACUUGUCCCUCAUUUGUUUCUCAUCAGUCCCCUUAGCACAAGUCCAGAUCUAGUUUCCAAAGACAUCACACCUCCUUCUGUCUUUGGCCCAUGAAAGUGCAAAAUCAUUCACCUCACCUUGCUUGCAUGAGAGGUGGCUCCAGAAAAGUGGUGAGCAAAGAAGGGGUGAGGUAGAUGGCUGGGUGGGAUGGGAACUGAACUUUCUUUCUCACACUACAAUGUUUUCAAACAGAAACAAGCCUGUUUCACAAUCUGUAUUUUUAAUUCAGACAGAGUAGAUAGGAAAUUAUUUGGGUGGGAAUUUGUGCUUCUCAUCCUCCUGGCGCUGCCUGUACUUGCAUGAAUGAUAAGCUGGGGGUAGUAGAUUUCCUUUAUAAUAAAUCAUUUUACAUAAAGUCUAAAAUUUCCAAGUGCUGAUAGCAUCCAUGACAUCAGGACCCUAUUAGCAUACAUCAGGUCAAAGGCUGAUGCAUUAAAGGAGAUCUUGGAAGGGUCAGCUUGCUAGCACUUCACUGCUUAGUCCUCGCCACAUCCCAUGAGGGACCAUUAGGAAGAGGGCUGUGUUUGACAGUUUGCUCUCUGCCAACUUCCACCUGCAAGUUGCCGAAAUCAGCAAUACCUGGGAGGUUGUAGCUUAAAUCUGCCGUUCUUCCAAAAACAAAUAUAACUAGACUAAGCGCAAAUGAAUUUCUGGUGGGGUGGGGGAGUGAGACUGUAUUCUACCUAACUGAAACGGAAAUAGGAUUUCUCACUCUGUAAAACAACUUGCAUAAGGCUUUCUUCCAAUCAAGGCCCAGAGUUCCUUUUCAAGCUGUGCAGAUGGGCAGUAUUUAUUGCAGUUGUGUGUAUCUGCACGAGGACUAAGUGGACGACUUGGAAAUGUUUAUCACUUUUUGGAUCUUUUCCUUUGUGAGUGCAAAAAAAAAAACCCACCUCCCUCUUCCCUUUAUUGUGUCCGGGGGUGAUGGGAGCACUCUCUUCCCCAGCUUCCAUCAAUCAACAUGCCGCUAACAACAAACCAACUUCCUUCUGCUUUACAACUCAGUAGUGAUCACCAUAUGACCAAAUAUUACAAGGACUGUUAUUAAAUGUAUGCUGAGUGCUUGCUACCCUGUACAGCUCUUAAUCCUCACGUAGCCAACUCUCUAGCCAGUAGUGUUCGUUCCUUUCUCUUUAUGACUCUUUAAUGAUUAUUUUUUAAUUCCAGAGACACGGAUUUUUGGGGUGGGUGGGGUGGGGGGAAGAUAUUUCCCUCCUUUUUCCCCAAUAGUCUUUUUCUGGAGAGGAAAACAAAGCAAAACUGUGGUGUUUGAGACUUAUUGUGUGUAGGGUUUUAUCUCCCCACCCCAGGGUGGGGGCAAAAACAAAAUGUCGGUGAAAACCUUCUCUGUGUGUGUUUUUUUCUUUAUGGUCCACGAGUAUGUAUCGUGAACAUUUCUGUAAAGUAAUUGUUCCAGGCACAAACGCUUUUGAGUGUUUCAAACUUGUGUAUAUAUUUUAAAAGGGAGGAAAAGUGUAUACUUUAUUUUUGUCUUGUCUGUUGGCAGUAAAGAAAAAUGGGGGGUUAACUGGGAAUGUGAUAGGUGGAACAUUUUUGAACAGGCAUUCCCAGGGUAUUUUGUACAGCUUCUUCUAACAAUCCACCACCAGUGGGCGAUGUAGCAAGUGAGUGAGGUGGUUAGAUUCUUUCAUAUAGAAUACUUAUUUGGCUGGGGGUGAAAAACCAGAAGGACCUACCACCUCAAUGGCAAUAAAGAGGAAUUUCCUGCUAGAUUCAGAGUUACAUUUAAUGUCACGUCAGAGGGGUUGUAUACAUUUCUAAAGAAGGCCCAUUAGUUGUUAUUUAAAUGCCAAAAGGGUACUAUUAAUUCAUAUUGCUGGGCACUUUUGAUCCAACCAUAGCAAGCCUCUAGUUCCAGGGGAAUAAAAAUAUUCCAAGAAUCCUCCAGAUAGGUAUAUUUCAUUGUUCACUCCUGUGUCUCCACCCCACUCAUCCCAUACUUCCUGAUCGCACCCUGCAUUUGGUUAAUGCGUUUUUGGGACAAUUACUUUUAAGAACUCUUGAGUAGAUUGUUUAAUAAAUCUUUAAAAUGGAUUGCUCUUUUUGUAGGUUUUGUGUACAGCCAAAAAAAAAAAGACUGAAAGCACUGACUAUAUUUAAAAAAAGGAAAAAAAAGAAAUUUAUUAAAGGAAAUUUGUAUAAUUUCAGUAAGAAAAUAACAAAAUCCAUCUGAAUGUACAUGUAUAUGUUUAAAAGAAAUCCACCAACCCCCCCUCCCUACCCUUGUAUCCUAUUUAUUAUAUAAAAAGUUUGCCUUACAAGAAAGCAGUCCUUUCUUUAUGGGUGUCUCUGUCUUAUUUUGGUUGUUAAAACAAGCAGCUUGAUUUUAUAUUCCCCCCCUUUGCCAAAAAAUAUACAGUGAUAACUGCAUUUUUAUAUAUGUAAGGUCAUUUAAAAAAACAUUCUAUUUUAUGUUGUUGGGUUUUUUUUUUUUAAAAAAGAAACUUCUGGCCCAGUUUUAGCACUCAGCAUGCAUUCUACACAGUAAUCUAGUCACAUCUCCUG
Messenger RNA from Rhineura floridana, 10186 nucleotides. RefSeq names its product methyl-CpG binding protein 2 (gene MECP2). Gene Ontology annotation, biological process: negative regulation of transcription by RNA polymerase II. The record is from RefSeq and is a predicted model, not a curated record. The transcript is spliced from 3 exons. Gene Ontology annotation, cellular component: nucleus; heterochromatin. Lineage: Eukaryota; Metazoa; Chordata; Lepidosauria; Squamata; Rhineuridae. Gene Ontology annotation, molecular function: double-stranded methylated DNA binding; methyl-CpG binding; chromatin binding. Bases 170 to 1642 code for a protein of 490 amino acids.